This is a messenger RNA of Lucilia sericata (common green bottle fly), 894 nucleotides long. Its product is annotated as seminase-like. Lineage: Eukaryota; Metazoa; Arthropoda; Insecta; Diptera; Calliphoridae. The coding region runs from base 21 to 794 and encodes 257 amino acids. Gene Ontology annotation, molecular function: serine-type endopeptidase activity. The record is from RefSeq and is a predicted model, not a curated record. The transcript has a single exon. Gene Ontology annotation, biological process: proteolysis.
AUAUCGGUAAAUUCAGAAACAUGGAAAUUUUAACUGUAUUGUACAGUUUGAUUCUCGCAUUAGUGCUGCAAACAAAUGCUUUGUUUUUAAAAAUAUCCGAGCAAAGUGCUCGUAUAGUGAAUGGUAAUGGAACUACUAUUGAUAAAGCUAAAUAUGUAGUUAAUCUACGUAUCGGUGAUUCCUUCAUUUGUGGUGGUUCUUUAGUGGCACCAAAAAUUGUACUUACUGCCGCUCAUUGUGUGGAUUGGUAUAGUGCCGCUGAAUUGUCCAUAGUAGGAGGAGCUACUUAUCGUACAGAAAAGGGUAUUAAACGUUCUGUCUCAAGUAUACACAUACCAAAUGAAUACAACCGCCCAACCAUGAAUAUGGAUAUUGCAGUAUUGGUAUUAUCUAAACCCAUGAAAGGAGCCAAUAUUUCAACUAUAGAAUUGUGUAAAACAAACUGCAAUGCCGGUGAUGAAUUGUCGGUUUAUGGCUGGGGUCAAAUUGACGAAGACAAUGAAACAAAUCAAUUAAGGACCGUAAAUGUACCGGUAGUAGAGCAGAAAAAAUGUCGAGAUAUGUUUGAAGGCGAUAUAGAAAUAACGAAUGCAAUGCUUUGUGCUGGUGAUUUAAUGGGAAAAGGUGCUUGUUUUGGUGAUUCCGGUGGACCAGCCGUAUUUAAUGAUCAAGUAUGUGGUGUGGUAUCGUGGGGUUCAGAUUGUGCUCAUAAAGAUUUACCGCAUGUUUAUGCAAAUGUUAUGUAUGCUAGAGAAUUUAUAGAUGAAAUAAUGAAUAAGUAUGAAAGUUAUUAAAGGUCCAACUUUUAAUUAUUUUAUAUACAUAUUUAAAGUAUGUAUUUUUCAUUAAUUUCAUAUUUUAAAGAUAUAUUUAAAUAAAAUCUAAAUAUUAUAA